This is a messenger RNA of Alosa sapidissima (American shad), 2212 nucleotides long. RefSeq names its product solute carrier family 25 member 34 (gene slc25a34). Bases 593 to 1606 code for a protein of 337 amino acids. The record is from RefSeq and is a predicted model, not a curated record. NCBI's taxonomy places the organism in Eukaryota, Metazoa, Chordata, Actinopteri, Clupeiformes, Clupeidae. The transcript is spliced from 6 exons.
AUGGGCGGGACUUUGGGGACUGGAAAGUAUUGAAUGCACAUGUUUACCAUCGCUCGCUGCUACAGUGGCACAACCAGGGAGGAGAGUGAGCGGCUACAGUACAGAUCUCUAGAGUAGCCUAAGGAAACUUUCAGGAAGACCUGUUUAGGCACUGUCUACAGCUGGCCUUCCAGAAAUCAUUGAAUCUUUACCUUUGACUACGAUGGUGGAGUCAAGUGAUAGUUUGGAGCCAGACUUGACUGGAUAACUUUCAUGUCAUCUCACUUUGAUGACCCUGAAGACUGUAUGCAAGGAUUCUAGAAGAAGCAUGUGGAUCAGGAUAUCUGAAAUACCAAGUAUUAGUGCAGUGGUCUGCUCUAAUGCAGGAUCAGUGUGUCAGUUAUGACCACAGAGUGCUGACAACAGGACUGGGACUACUAUCAUAAGGACACAAUCACCAGUUUGUACAUCACUGAUUAUCUCAGGGUUUCACAAAUGUUGUAAAGCCCUCAUAACAAAAGCCAGGGAAUUCUCUGACGUGUAGUCAGCAAACUGGAUUUUAUCAAGAUCAGAGGCACUAACUCUCCUUGUGACGUCAGAGACAUUUCGUAAGAUGACGACAGGCACCCUGCUGGACUAUCCAACCACAGAGUCUCCCUUCAGCAGUCCUCCAGUCGCCAUGCCAGCUCUAAGCCGGGCUCCGACGCAAGGGCCACCCCACCUUUGGCCCCCUCUGGACUUUGUGCUGGGCGCACUGGCCUGCUGUGGAGCCUGCGUGUUCACGAACCCCCUGGAGGUGGUGAAGACACGCCUGCAGCUGCAGGGCGAGCUGAGGGCCCGCGGCUCCUACCAGAGGCACUACCGGGGCGUCCUGCAGGCUCUGUGGGUGGUGGGCCGCAACGAUGGUCUCCGUGGCCUUCAGAAGGGCCUGAGCGCCGGUUUACUCUACCAGGGCUUCAUGAAUGGCGUGCGACUGGGCUUCUACUCCUACAGCGAGGCGGCUGGGCUCACCCAAGCCCCAGGAGGGAACAUCAUGGCUGGAGCCGUUGCGGGAGCCCUGGGGGCCUUCGUGGCAUCACCAGCCUACCUGGUCAAGACACAUCUUCAAGCCCAAACAGUGGAGACUAUUGCUGUGGGUCAUCAACAUAACCACCAGGGAGUGUCAAGUGCCUUUGCUUCCAUCUACCGUCGUGAGGGGCUGGUGGGACUGUGGAGAGGGGUGAACGGAGCUGUGCCCAGGGUCAUGGUGGGCUCAGCUGCCCAGCUUGCAACCUUCAGCUCGGCCAAGGAGUGGGUCUCUCACACAGAGUGGUUUCAUCCAAACAGCUGGCUGGUUGCCUUGACCGCUGCUAUGCUAAGUGGUCUUGCGGUGACCAUCACGAUGACCCCAUUUGAUGUGAUUAGCACAAGACUUUACAACCAACCUGUGGAUGAGUUUCGAAGGGGCCAGCUGUACCGGGGCUUCCUGGACUGCAUGCUGAAGGUGAUGAAGGCCGAGGGCCCGCUGGGCCUGUAUAAGGGCAUCGGGCCGGUGUUCCUGCGCCUGGCCCCCCACACGGUGCUCAGCAUGCUGCUGUGGGACGUGAUGAGGCAGAGGGCGCUCCAGUACCAGUUGGACUCCCUGUGAAGAGCUGUUGAAAGAGAGUCAUGCCGGGGUGGGGUGGGGGGGGUUGUCAGGAACCACGCUCGCUUGUCUAGGUGCCGAGGUUAUGGCAGCGCAGCUGCGCCUUAGUCUGAGCACUCCAGUUAAAGACACUCUCAGGGAGAAUGUGUUACAGGAUCACGCUGAGAAAGGGAAGGGAAACUUUUCUUGGGGCCAUUUAAUUUAGCCUCAUGUUCAUUUGGUAGGUCUCUCAGGAUUUCCUUGUAUCAUUUUGUCUUUUAAGCAGUACAUACUGAAUCACAGGGUGCUACAUCUCCAUGUUUUAGUGAACAUACUGAUAAUUACCUCUGAAUACGUCUUGGACUAAUAAUAAAGCUAUAAUGAACACAACUCAUCAUAAAACGGAUGCAAUCCUCCUCUCUGUGCCUGACCUUAGAAUGAGUACACUGUCAUGUAACAGGCUAAUAUGAUGUAUGCUCUCCCUGAAGAUAAAGAUGUGCUAUAUUCAUUAGUAAAAUGGAGAAAAUGAUAUGCCGAUAUGCUUUAUGUAUUGAAUGAAAAAUGUAAAUACUAAUUAUCUAUAAAUGUUGAUAUGUUAAUCACUAUGUAUCCCCCUUAAUAAAGAUUUUG